Messenger RNA from Menidia menidia (Atlantic silverside), 342 nucleotides. The record is from the annotation of a GenBank genome assembly. Lineage: Eukaryota; Metazoa; Chordata; Actinopteri; Atheriniformes; Atherinopsidae.
AUGGCGCUGAGCUGCUGGAACUGCGGGCGUAAGGCCAGCGAGACGUGCAGCGGCUGCAACACGGCGCGCUACUGCGGCUCCUUCUGCCAGCACAAGGACUGGGAGAAGCACCACCACGUGUGCGGCCAGACCCUCCAGGCCCAGCAGCAGCAGGGUGGGGGGGGCCCCCAGCAGCAGCAGGGUGGGGGGGGCGGGGGGGGCGAAGCCCCGGCGCCCGUCAGCUCCUGCACCCCCAGCAGCGGCACGGGGAGCCCCGCCGCCACGCCGCCCGCCGCCACGCCCCGCUCCUCCACCCCCAGCACCCCCUCCUCCUCCUCCGCCCUGGACGGAGCUACGCGCUAA